Paramuricea clavata is the source of this 23204-nucleotide messenger RNA. The record is from the annotation of a GenBank genome assembly. NCBI's taxonomy places the organism in Eukaryota, Metazoa, Cnidaria, Anthozoa, Malacalcyonacea, Plexauridae.
AUGGCCUCAAAAAACACCGAAAAUAUCAACGAAAAUGUUCCCAAUGAAAACAUCAAAGGAAAAGGGAAAAGGACCAACUCAGAAAUUGAAAAAUUAAUUGAGGAGUAUGAAGAAAAAACCUGUCUUUGGGACGUCUUCUCAGAAGACUACCACAACAUCGAAAAAACCUCAAAAGCCAAGCAGGAAUUGUCGGUACGUAAAAAAAAGCUGAAUGUAUUUACAAUAGUUUAUCUAUCACAUUAUAUUCAUUAUUUAUCCCAUCUUGCAUAGGAAGCUCUCGGCGUAUCAUGGAAAAAUAUCCAGUCGCAAAUGACAUGUUUGAGAGCCACUUUGGGUCAAAACUUGAAGAAAAAACCCCAUUAAUUGGAAAUCAGGGCAAGGGACAGAUGAGCACUUUACACUGAAAUGGAUGUUUUGGGAACAGCUUCAAUUCCUCAUACCUACCAUGGAAGCAAGGCAAAGUCGGGAUACUUUAAAGGUUGAUAAUGACAGUAAUCAGAACAACUUUGCAGAACCAGUUGCACUAGUGCAAUAAACCGAAAACGCCAAAUAGAGAAAACAAGAGAGGAGCUAUACAAAGAAUGCAUAAAAAUCAUGAAGGAAUCUCCUGAAAAAGAAACCGGUAGUUCAUUUGGGAUGUACGUCAAUGAAAAGUUGUCUCAUAUUGACAGAAGACAACGAAGCAUUGCUGAAAAGAAGAUAAUGGAUGUUUUAUAUGAGGUUGAAAUGGGAGGAACAGAUGGAGUUAAUACAAAUACUGUCAGUUACAUCCCACAAUCAUUUCAUUCCCAGGGAUUUCCUAAUACAUGGCCCUAUUAUUAUUAGUUAUAUAGGUUAAUUUGGAAAUCCAUAUAGAACCAUAUCACCCCAUUACUUAAUUUUGUAUAAAAUUCGGUAAUUUUGAGUUUUCUUGUUUCCUUUGAAAUUUUCUUAUUAUUUCAAAAGAAAAUUAUUUCUUAUUUUACGAAAAUGCUAACUUAUUUCAAGAAAAUAUUUUCUUGUUUUAAGAAUUUUUUUCUUACAAUAAGUACAUUAUAUUUUCUUAAGAAAAUGAUUUUUUGCUGUGUAUAGCUCAGCUAUGCCUUUUCACGCUUGCAAGAUCCGGCGCAGACGUUGAGAUUUUUUCCUGGAGAAGUGAAAAACAACACGAUAGAUAUUUUCCCCAACGCCUCGAGAGGUUAAAUCCCCACGAAUACUAUCCGCAUACGAGAGAAACACGUUGAGCUGGCCGCCACGCGGAAGGUGGUUAGCUUAAGGCAAUUUUCCAUUGCAGUCGCUUUGCCCGCGCGGACGGAGCGGGCUUUGGAAAUCUGCUCACGCGGGCGUGACGUGUUUUCGCAGCCAAAACAGAAACAUUGGUUUUUCCAGAAAAAUUUUAAUAAUCUAAAGGCUAAUUUCCACUCAGGAAAAUUAUCCGUGGAUUGGAACGGAUAAGAAUUUUUUUUUUGUGUUAAAGUCAUUAGUUCCAACCCAAAGGUCCAAGACAAAGAAAAAUUUUCUUGUCCGUUCCAAUCCACGGAUAAUUUUCCUGAGUGGAAACUAGCGUUCAGUGUCAUGUCUUAAUAAUUGGAAUAAACAAAUCUGGAACAAAACUCUUUCAUAUUCCUCUGGGACAUCCUAUAUAAGAAUGCAGAUCAAGAGUUUUGUGAAAUAACUAAAGUGCAUGCUUGGUGGUUUUACAAAACAAAUAUAAAACAAAACAAACCAAUUAUAUUCAUUUUCACCAUGCGAACAUGGUACAAAUACCAGUCAAUACUUAACUAAUUAAAAGACACUGAACUUUGCAACAAAUCAGCUUUAUUACUUAAACAAAGAAACGAUUUUACACCAAUGAAUUAAACUAGAUUUAAUCCCAAUCUCAGAAAUCGUAAUUGUUUGAUUAGCUGCAUCUGUGUGCUGUUUUAGAUUAAGUAUGUAAAAUCAAUAUCUGACUGAAAGGCUUUCAGUGAAUUGUGUAUAACCAUGUAUAAUAAGUACAUUUAUAAGUAAUAAUAAUUAAGAAGCAACAAUAUCAUACUAUAAACAAGCGUAAUAUAGAAUCAUACGAAAAGCGUAAUAUAGAAUCAUACGAAAAUCACAAAAAAAGUUUUAUCGAAAGUUUAAAAAAAAAAUCAACGGAAAGUUGUAAUAAUCACACGAUUUCACGUAAGUCAUAGCACGUUUCAACUACAUGUGAAGUGUAGGAUAUUCACGUUCAGCUGUCUCAGCUGUAUACUAGAAAUAAACCACAUUAAGCGUAUUCGCAUGUGCUGUUUUAUAUUAAAUAUGUGAAAUCAAUAUCGGAAAGACUUUCAGUGAAUUAUGUCUAACCAUGCAUAAUAAGUAAAUUUAUAAAAGUAAUAUAUAGGAAGCAAUAAGAUCAUAUUAAACAAGCCAAAAGAUUAAUAGGAAACAUAUCUGAAAACCACAAAAAAUCUUUUAUCGAAAUUUUCAAAAAAAAUCAACGGAAAGUAUAAGUACUUAAGUUAAUAUAACCGAAUAACUUAAGUCCUUUGUAUGUUUGCAUGGCGAUAAAAUAUAAUAGUUUCGUUUGUGGAAACACCACGUAAAUUUAUUACUGCAUGCAAAGUUUUCGAUCCGUAAGCCCGGAUCUUCAUCCGUGCAAAUAAUAAAGCUUUGCAGUAAUAAAUUUACGUGGUGUUUCCACAAACAAAACUAUUAACAAUAACUUGUCAUAAUCAAGCGACUGCACACAAGUCAUAGCACCUUUCAACUCCUGCAUAUGAGGUGUAAGAUAUUCAUGUUGAGUUGUAUGUUAGAAAUAAACCACAUUAUCAAUGCUUUUCGCAUGACAUUAUCUGUAUUUCACAUUCCAUCUAUUUUGAACGAAUUUAUAUCACUCCAUCUUUUCCAUAUGCCUCACAGUUUAAAACAUGCCUGGAUGACUUGCAUGUCGUUUGAUCAGGGCGUGAGACAAGAUUACAAACUCGAUUAUAUAUCUGUGCCAGCGUAAGUAUAUAGUAACUAAAACACCUGGGAAAUACAGAUGGAUUCAACUACCUAAAAAAUACAAGUAAAACUUCGACGUGUCGAGCGAAAGCCCUUCGUCGGAAAGUUAGCAGCAUGAAGUUUUUAGCAUACUAUUAACUUGAAGUGUAAUAUUAGCAUACUACUAACUUGAAGUGUAAUAUUAACAUACUACUAACUUGAAGUUUAAUAUUAGCAUACUACUAACUUGAAGUUUAAUAUUAGCAUACUACUAACUUGAAGUUUAAUAUUAGCAUACUACUAACUUGAAGUUUAAUAUUAGCAUACUACUAACUUGAAGUUUAAUAUUAGCAUACUACUAACUUGAAGUUUAAUAUUAGCAUACUACUAACUUGAAGUUUAAUAUUAGCAUACUACAAACUUGAAGUUUAAUAUUAGCAUACUACUAACUUGAAGUUUAAUAUUAGCAUACUACUAACUUGAAGUUUAAUAUUAGCAUACUACAAACUUGAAGUUUAAUAUCAGCAUACUACUAACUUGAAGUUUAAUAUCAGCAUACUACUAACUUGAAGUUUAAUAUUAGCAUAAUACUAACUUGAAGUUUAAUAUUAGCAUACUACUAACUUGAAGUUUAAUAUUAGCAUACUAUACUAACUUGAAGUUUAAUAUUAGCAUAAUACUAACUUGGAGUUUAAUAUUACCAUACUACUAACUUGAAGUUUAAUAUUAGCAUACUACUAACUUGAAGUUUAAUAUUAGCAUACUUCUAACUUGAAGUUGAAUAUUAGCAUACUACUAACUUGAAGUUUAAUAUUAGCAUACUACUAACUUGAAGUUUAAUAUUAGCAUAGUACUAACUUCUCGACGAAGAUCCUUUGCUCGAAACGUCGAAGUUUUACUGAUAUUUUUCAGGUAGUUGAAUCAAUAUUCAUCUGCAUUCAUAUCAGAUCAUAUUUAAUUUUCGUGGACUAAGCUAAGUGCUUUUACAACGAAAUUUUUGAUAUCAUUUUUUAUGAUUGAAUUGUAGAGAAAAUUCAAAAUGACUAUAGUGAAAUACUUUGCCAAACUAUCUUGGCUUGUUUCUUUCUUGAGAUAUUCAAGAAUGUUGGAUGCGCAAAUUCUCCUAACUAUGACAUCAAAUUGCAUGAAGGCUUCGUGAAUUUUAAAUUAAAUUAUAACUCUUAUACGGAUAAUUGAUUCAAAUCUGUCGACAUAUAGUAUAUAUUUGUAGCAUGUUGACCAAGCACAUAUGCAAGGUUUUACGAUUUUGAUGAACGACAUAGCAAGAUCUUGCAGUUUUUUAGAAGGGUAGUCGUUAUGCAAUGUGACGUCACAAUGAGGAUAAUUUGCAUAUCAAACAUAAGCCGGUUUUCCACUAUUAAAGGGAAAUGGCAAUAUAUAUUUUUUAUUUUCUCAUUUGAAAAAACUUUUGAAACUAUUUAGUAACUUCUUUUACCGAUUCUUCAUAUCUUGCUUAGUUCUUGAAAAAAUUUCACUUGAAAAAAUGAGAUGUCAGCCAUCUUGGAUAAAAUUUUGAUCUCAUUAACGGUAGUUUUGGUGACGUCACAACAGGGAUUAACCAUAUAAAAGUAUUCGUUACUGACCAAAUAUUGAUUGGUAGAUGUUUUAAUUUAAACGUUUCAAGUGAUCUUCAUAUUUCCAAGAGCAUACAGAGUAUAAUUUUGAGUGCAAAAUGAUUAGUGGUUGUCUAGAUAAAAAUAUUCCGUGACCCCUGUUGUGACGUAACAUGCAUAUCCACAAAAAUCCAAGAUGGCGGACAUUUCAUUUCUUUCGAUUAAAAUAUUUCUAGAAGUAAGCAAGAUAUGAAAAAACGGUAAAAGAGUUUUAUAUAUGGUUUUAAAUGUUUUUUCAAACGAGAAAAUAAAAAAUAUAUUGCCAUUUCCCUUUAAGAAAAGCAAUUUCGUGGCACCCACCUGGAGAAUAGAUUUUCUGUGGUUCAAUGCAUAGUACCAUAGAUGCUCAAUUACCACAAAGCGAAAAACCUGCCCAAUAUAGCGAGAAAAUGAGUGAUUAGUGAUUAUCCUCUAUUAAAUUUUAUUACAGCAAGAAAACGCGAAAGUUUUCAUGUGUUCAAUUACAACAAAAAUGACUUGUAUCAUCAGAAAGCUUACAAAAAUCUACAUAUAAGACAUUUAAACAGUUUUUUUAUAUCCCAAAUUGUUUUCGAGUUAUACGCUGUCAAAAUGCGACAUUUAGGUUCAAUUUUCACAUUUAAAACAGCAAUAACUCAAAGACUAUUUGAAGAAUAAAAAACUGUUUAAAAGUCUUAUAUGCUUUUUUGUACCUUUUCCGCAACCUCGUACCCAGGGCAUCUGCGCUUAUUGCAGAAGCCCUGGGUACAAGUUGCGUUUUCCGAUAAUGCAAGUAAUUUUUAUUGUAAUUGAAUACAAAAUUUCCCAUUUUUUUGCUGCAGUAGAAUUUAAUAGAGGAUAAUCAUUGAUCACCCAUUUUCUCGGCAUUGGGCAAGUUUUUGGUUUGGGAACUUUUUUGGUAGUAAUGUAGCUAUAUAUGCUUUUCAAAUAAACUACUUCCCACAUGGUUGCCACGAAGCGAAAUAAUUUUGGCCACCGGCCUAUAUGCGGGAUUAUGCGCGCAAAGCGGAAUUUUUUUUUGCUUUUCUAAUUAAUUCCACCCGAAAAAUCACAAAACGAAGAAAAUUUCCGGCUAGUGGAAAACCGGCUUAAGAUAGUUUGGGAAAGUGACUUAUUCGGUGAAUUUGGAUUUUCUUUACAAUGCAAUCAUAAAAAAAUGAUGUAAACUUUCGUUGCAUGAGCUGUUUAAUUUUGGUUUGAGAAAUAAGAAUAUUUAGUGCACGAAUAUAUAUUGAGAUAAGUUCUAGACAAUAUGGAAAACUUCAAUUUCCGAGGGUCGAAAGUAGUAUGCUCCUGCCAGGAUGGUGCGUACGCUGUUGACACCAGAUGGAGCUUGGUAGGUGAAAUUAAAAGUUGCGAGUGAUUUGGUAUUCGAAGGCGCAUUAUUAUGUAUGUGUAUAUCGUGACCGUUUCCAAAUGUUGGUCCAUAAUAUCUUCCUGGGAAAAUUGCGUACUGAGUAUUUUGAUCUUUCAGUGGGGCUUUAAAAGGUGGGAGAUUUUCUUUGUUACGAAGAGAAAAUAUGAAGGAUCCUGGAGCCUGUAUUCCAUGCCACCCAGUACCUGCAUGUUAUAACGCAAAAACAAUGUUUUGACAUAUCUAAUCAAAUUUAUAUUGAGUAUCGGCACAGUGGUGUUGCAGCCGCGGACGAAUUUGAAAGUGUUUAUGCAUAUGUUGCAUUUAAGCAUGCCGCACACGAGAGCAUUUUGCUGGGCUAGCCUUCGCGCGUGCCGGUUGGCUCAUCUCUAUAUGUUUGUCGCAAUCGUAAAGUAAAGUGCAAAGCUAAUAUUUUAUGUCGCUCUAAAUUUCAAAAUAGCUGAAAUAUCACGUACCUGCACCUGCACGUGAGAAAGAUAUGUACUUUUAUUGGCUACUACAUAUUCACAGCUGAGCUUAUAACUGACGCACGCCGUCCGGCGUCCGCGCACGGUUCGAUCUUGCCUCGCAUGGACCAAAUAAUCUAACACGAUAGAAUUUUUCCUCGCGGUCUCGCGCGUAAAAUUCCGCAGCAAAAAGCGUGUAUUGCUAUGCGUAUUGUAUUGUAUUGUAUUGUAUUGUAUUGUAUUGUAUUGUAUUGUAUUGUAUUGUAUUGUAUUGUAUUGUAUUGUAUUGUAUUGUAUUGUAUUGUAUUGUAUUGUAUUGUAUUGUAUUGUAUUGUAUUGUAUUGUAUUGUAUUGUAUUGUAUUGUAUUGUAUUGUAUUGUAUUGUAUUGUAUUGUAUUGUAUUGUAUUGUAUUGUAUUGUAUUGUAUUGUAUUGGUAUUGUAUUGUAUUGUAUUGUAUUGUAUUAUAUUGUAUUGUAUUGUAUUGUAUUGUAUUGUAUUGUAUUGUAUUGUAUUGUAUUGUAUUGUAUUGUAUUGUAUUGUAUUGUAUUGUAUUGUAUUGUAUUGUAUUGUAUUGUAUUGUAUUUAAUUAUAUUUAUACACGGUAACCUAUCAAUUGAUAUUGAUUUUCAUAGGGCCGUGUAUUAUUUACAAGUAAGAGAAUAGAAUUAUAAUAUUCAGUUACAAUUAAUCGUUUUGAUGCUGAUUAGGUUCAAUCUGAGCUUAUCUUGAUUGUCAAUUCUGUUUUUGAAUAGAUGGAGGGUUAGUGUCGUACCUUACUAUAUGUGACUACUCACCCUCCAGCUAUUCAAAAACAACAUUAACACUCAAGAAAAGCUCAGAUUGAACCUCCACUAGCCUCAUUGAGUGUGAGUGAGCUUUUAGCAUACGGGCGUUAGUCCCCAUAUAACUAAAACUUCUCUUCAUAGAGUUCGUAUUUGGUUUUGACAAUCUUAGAAUUUGCCAUUACUUAAAUUAUAAUUAAAAUUGAUGCGCUUUUCAAAAAGGCUACCUAUUAUCUUCGGAUCAUCAUUAUCAUUCAUAACAUUACUCGUACAUUUUUUCAUGAGAUUUUGUCACCUUUCAUCCAGUGUUUUGGAGCCUAACUAGUAACUUAAGUGUAUUAAAUAUUUGUUUUGAAUGAAUGAAUGAAUGAAUGAAUGAAUGAAUGAAUGAAUGAAUGAAUGAAUGAAUGAAUGAAUGAAUGAAUGAAUGAUCAGAUAGAAUGAAUGAAUGAAUGAAUGAAUGAAUGAAAGAAAAACUUUAUUUUACGAGGGUAGCACAUAAUAGUGAAUUCACACUAACAAACCUGUGGCCCUCAGAUACAAUAAAAUAUUACAAUAAUACAUACUAGAUUAACUAAACAAUAUAUACAUCAAAAAGAUUUCUAAAAUACAAAAUUAAUAGUUUGAAAAUAUUGUAGUAAAAGUAGUAAAAUGUUUAUGUUCUUUCUGAUAUUCUAAAAAUAUAUUAAUAAUAGACCGGUUAAAUGUUUUGGCUGCAGAUGCAAUGGAUCUUAUUUUCAGCGGUAAACUGUUCCAAAGUUUACUUGUGCAUGUUGAAAACCUUUUACCACCCUCAGUUUGACGAUAAUAUUUCGGCGUUCUAAAUAACAGCCCUGCACCACGUGUGGAACGAGAGUGCACUUCGCUAUAAAAGCAACGCCACUAUAAAAAAAUGCAUUAUUUGACAAUUUUAAAGAGAAGGUUGAAUAUGAAAUAUCAAAUUUAUUGGCUAAACUCACCAAGCAAGACGAAACUAUCAACAUAAAUAAGCAAGAUAUAUGCAAAUUGCGCGAAGAAAAUUUGCAUCUCAAAUCACGUAUCUCCAAAUUAGAAGGAAAGAUGGCUUCGGCCUUCAUAGAAAAAUUCCCUGGGCUAUUGAAAUAUCUUGUGUCACACCUACAACGCAGUACGUCCCCAUAAGCACUAAGAAAAAGGCCAACGAAGACCGACUACCGGAAAGUAAUGUGCCUAAUAUGCAGUCCAAUCCAGAAUUUAGUGUACCUACUUAUGAAAAUUUGACCUUGCAACCGCGAACCCAGCAGACAAAUAAGAAUCGUUACGACCGCCCCCCAAAGAAUUCCACUCCUUGUCCAUUUCUUCUGCGUCGAGGUUGGUGUCGAAAGGGAAACCGAUGCGACUUUCAGCAUCUUAAACCAUCUCGCAAUACACAUAAACAUAAUGUCCCCUGUCCGUUUUUGCAGAACAGAGGCUUCUGUCUGAAAGACGAUCGAUGUGAUUUCUCCCACGCUUGGGUACCAACCAGAAGGUCGGUAUUAAAAACCACUACUAGUAGCCAUUUGCCACCUGCCUCUUUUUUAUCCCGAGCGCAAGUGCCAUUGCCACCAAACGUCCACACAGCUCAACCUCAGCAGCUCCAAACGUACAGCCUACACCCAUGGCGACCCCCAUCUUAUCCAAGGCCGUUAAUGGAAAUCCCACUACCCACGUCCAGUUUUCCCCGAUUAUCCUCCCAGAUCCACCAAAACAGAUUUUACUAAAUCCUUCUAAACAGAGCUCCACUCCAUGUUUACCUGACAAUUGUUCGUGUGACAAUGAGACAGUAAGCACAAUUCCUGUUAUAACCUCGAAACGAAUUAAUAAGAAAUAUAAUGUGCGAUAUCGACAUGACUCCAUCCGGCCAAAUAAUUUAAUUAAAAUUCCUAUUAAACACUUGCCGGGUUCCCAACAUACGUUCGUUCCCUCCCUAAUGCUAUCUAAUGUUAUGUCAUUGGUGCCCAAAAUAGAUGAAUUACGCGAAGUUAUCCUCAAUAGUGAUGUAGAAAUAGCUUGUAUUACCAAAACGUGGCUCAGAGAUCAUAUCGAUGAUAACGUUGUUAAUGUGUCAGGAUUUAGGUUGGUUCGCCUUGACAGAAUUAACAGUCAACACGGGGGAGUCUGUAUGUACGUUAGGAAUAAUAUUCAAUACAACAUUGUACAAGACCUUUUAGACAGCAAUUUUGAAAUCGUCUGGGUUCAUAUUCGCCCUACUCGUCUUCCAAGGGGAAUUCCAUGCAUAAUUAUUGGAACGUUAUACCAUCCUCCAAGUGCUAACAAUCGAGAGAUAUUAGAUCAUUUAUUAAAAUGUCUAUCAACAAUCGAAUCUCGUUUUCCCAAUAGUGGUGUCAUCCUGCUUGGAGACUUUAACAACUUAAAUGUCUCUAGAAUUAAACGUAACUUUAGGCUUAAGCAAAUUGUGAACUUUCCCACACGUGGCCGGAACACCUUGGACCUCAUCCUAACUAAUUUGAAAGACUAUUAUGCUUCCCCCAUUAAACUCUCUCCCCUCGGUCUUUCUGAUCACGUAACGGUUAAAGUUUUACCGCUCUCCCGAACAACAACAUCCAAGUCCAAGUCCAAAACAAGCAUCAAAACAAGGGACAUUAGACCAACGAAACGUUUAGCAAUGAGAACAUAUUUGGAAGCUGUUGACAUUCAAACCUUGAUAGAUAAUAAGAUCUCUUGCGAGGAAAAAACUACGAUGUUGGAAAAAAUCGUUAGCACAGGUAUGAAUUCCCUUCUUCCAAUGAAGAGGAAAACGAUCAUAGCUAACGAGCCCCCAUGGCUCAAUGAAAACCUUAAAAAGUUGAUACGUGCGCGCCAGGAAGCCUUGUCCUUGGGUGACAUGGUUACCUUCCGAUUACUUAGGAAUCAAGUUAAUCGAGAGAGGAAGUCAAGCCGUGCAAAAUAUUACGAUUCAAGAGUUAAACAAUUGAAAGAAUGUGAUCCUUCCGGUUGGUGGAAGGAAAUUAAGAAACUUAGUGGGAUGUCUGCAGUGUCAAGUGACAGUACAACUUCAAUUCUACAACAUGUUGUUUGUGACCCAGUCGAACCGACUCCACUUAAUAUUGCCAAUGUUAUUAACAACGCAUUCCUUGCCUCAAUGAGUGACUUUUCUCCAUUAUCUCCCAACGUCCGUCUUGCCACCGAUAAAGAACCCCCAUUUACCGUCACAGAGCAAUCAGUUUUUCAGAAACUGUUAGCACUAAAUCCAACCAAAGCAACUGGGCCAGAUGGUAUUCCCUGCUGGCUUUUAAAAGAGAACGCCGAUAUUUUUGCACGACCAGUAAUGUCGAUUAUUAACUGUUCAUUCUUGGAGUCUCGCUUACCUCCUUCAUGGAAGGAAGCCGAUAUAGUACCAAUACCUAAGCAAAAACCUGUCAAUGACGUAAAUAAAGAUCUAAGACCAAUCUCUCUGACUCCAGUACUCUCUAAGGUCGCUGAGGAAUACGUAGUUGAAUGUUUUGUAAAACCAGCUGUAUUGAAAAAAGUUGACCCACAACAGUUCGGUACAUUACCUGGCUUGAAUACCACCUAUGCUCUUAUUAGCAUGCUACAUAAAUGGAACUGUGACACCGAUGGUAAUAGUGCAACAGUGAGGAUCGUAUUGUUCGACUUCAAAAAGGCCUUCGAUCUGAUCGAUCAUGAUAUUUUAAUUCAGAAACUAGUGUCGUACGAAAUUCCAAAUAAUGUUGUCAAUUGGAUAAUAGAUUUCUUGUUGAACCGCAAACAAAGAGUUAAACUCUGCCAAGAUUGUGUUUCGGAGUGGGGCUCGGUCCCCGCGGGUGUACCGCAAGGAACAAAAUUGGGCCCAUGGCUGUUUUUAGUCAUGAUUAACGAUUUAAAUGUCUCUAAUGAUGUGAUGUGGAAAUAUGUGGACGACUCAAACAUCUCCGAAACUGUUAAAAAAGACGAAGUAAGUCAUAUCCAAUCAACCGUAGAUGAGUUCGUACGCAAGUCCAAAACCGAAAAGUUCGUGCUGAAUGAGCGCAAAUGUAAAGAAAUGAGAAUUAGUUUUACGAAAUCGGAAAAAGUCUUUCCACCCGUUACGAUAAAUAACGCCCCCCUUGAAAUUGUCCCACAUGCCAAAAUUCUGGGCCUGAAUGUAUCCGACAACUUAAAAUGGAAUUAUCAUGUUAGCGAACUCGUUAAAAAAUCUUCAAAAAGAUUGUACUUCCUAACUCAGUUAAAGCGCGCCAAAGUGGGUUGUUUGGAAUUGGUACAAUUUUUUAAAUCCUGCAUCAGAUCUUUAAUUGAAUAUGCUUGCCCAGUGUAUCACGAUGGUCUCCCAACGUAUCUUUCGAGUGAUCUCGAAACUAUUCAAAGACGAGCAAUGCGAAUCAUCUACCCCACAGAAUCUUACGAAGAUGCCCUACUAUUAUCAGGUCUAACUUCCCUAUUCCUACGGCGCCAACAGAUUACUAACAAAGUCUUCCUAAAUAUUAUGAACGAUGAUGCACACAAAUUACACGAACUACUGCCUGCUAAAAACAAUAUCUCGCUUAAUUUACGGAAAAAGUCGAAAUUCAAUAACCCAAGAGUAAAAACGAACCGUUAUAGAAAUAGUUUUAUCAUCAGUAAUUCAAUUAAGGCAUAAUUAACAAUAGUAUUAGGCAAUCUAAGUAUAAACACGAUCAGUUCAAGAACUGUUUUAAACAAUGAACCAUUUCAGAAAUAGUUUUUACCGUAACCUAAUUUAGGCAUAAUUAGCAUCUAGGUAUUGUAUUUUCUAACUUGUACAUAUAUAAUGCAUAGUGGAAUUCUCCAACAUGUUUUAAGAUCCUCUCUUUUAUCAAUUCUUGUAAAUUUUACUUAAUUCAGCUUAUGGCUGCAAUGUAAAUUUCAAUAAACUAUCUAUCUAUCUAUCUAUCUAUCUAUUCAAAACUAGCAAAUCUUUCCGAUAUUCUGGUCCCUCACCAUUAAUACGUUUAUGCGCCAACAUGCACCUCCUGACAUCUUAUUCGACAUAAAAAGGAAUCCAAUUAAGUUGAUUGAAUGCAUCAAUAGACGGAUGCCGUGGUUCCAAAUUUAAAAUUAUUCUGGCGGCACGCUUUUGAAGCUUGAAAAGUUUCAAUAUGCUGUCUUGUCUACAAUUAGACCAAACAACACUACAGUACAUGAACAACGGCUUGAUCAUUGCAUUAUAGAACAAGACUCUUUCAGGAAUUGGAAGAUAUGAGCUGACUCGCUUCAAAAUUCCAAGUCGCUUUGAAAUUUUCUUUGAAGUAGAAUUAACGCGAUUAUCAAACGACAGUUCUGAAUCAACUCCCACACCCAGAAGUUUAGCGUUACUCACUUGAGAAAUGUUUGAGCCAUUUAAGUUAAUAUCAAUGCCUGUGGCAACAGUAGAACGUUUCCCUCCAACAACCAUAAUCUUCGUCUUAUCCGCGUUCAGUGGUAAAUUAUUUAAAGUUGCCCAUUCAUCGACAUUUGCCAUUUCCCUUUGUACCUUAUUUUGCAGCUCCUGAAUCUGGUCUCGAUCACUAGAUGCAAUAACAAUGGUAUCAUCGGCAAAUAAGUCAGUUUGUGAUUGAGUGUAUAAAGGAAGAUCGUUAAUAAAAAUCAGGAACAAGAGAGGGUCAAGAAUUGACCCUUGAGGAACUCCGUCCGUCAGUAAUAUCCCUAGUUGUUGAUGAUGUGCCCUUAUAAUAUACGGCAUACUGCUUCCUCCCCGAGAGAUAGGAAUUGAACCAAGACACAGCAGCACUAUCAAGUCCAUAGCAUUCCAGUUUCUUUAACACAAUUGAAUGGUCCACCAUGUCGAAUGCCUUGUCGAAUGCCAUAAUUAUCACCUGUAAUGACCCUUGCCGCCCUGUUUUGAAGUUUUUGUAAAUUUAUUUGCCGUUAACCAUGUAUGUAUUUUUUGAAUUUCAGUAUUUAAUUUCACACUAAUUUGAUCAACAUUAGUAGCAUUUACGGAAAUAUUUGUAUCAUCAGCAAAAAUGAUUGGAAUAGAUUCAUCAAGACAAUUUGGCAGAUCAUUAAUAUAAAUCAGAAAUAAGAGUGGGACAAGAUUUGAUCCUUGAGUUAUCCCACAUCGAACGUUCCUGAUUAAUGACUGACCCUGAUGGCGAUUAGCUCAACCAAAAGCUCUUGUGUGCGCAGGCUUUAUCUAGUAUCUCUCAUUUAAAUAAUUUAUCACAAUCACUUAUGAUUGUGGUAAAAGGGGAGUACUGAUUACGUUGCACGGAAAAUAAAUCCGUAAUAUCACGAUUCACGAAGAAAAACGCCGUCCGUUUCACGGAAAAUUAGUAAGACGCUGUUGCUGAAAUGUUUCUUUCGCUUAUACUCACUAAACGGCGAAUAUAGGUAUUGUACAGUUUAUGUAUUUCAGUGGGAGCAAGAUAAAGAAGAGUUCAUUAUAAGCUUGGUAAUUUUCCUCAAGGAAAUACACAACAGGCAACAGGAUAUGCCUGAAACCGUUUAAGUAGGUUCUUUUCAUUUUAAACUCGUUUAUACUAUACAGUUUUUGUCAUGAAAUACAAUUGUUGUAUAAAUGUUGUUGAUUUUUCUUUCGUUGUUAUAUAACAAAACACUUAAUGUAUGUUGCUCGGGAAAUAGUCAGUUUUGUUUCCCCUUGAAUCUCCGCAAUGUUUUUGAGACUCUUGCGGGAAAACAAAACUAACUAUUUCCUUGGGGAGCAGACAUUAAGUGUAUUUAUUUUUAUCAGUCAGAAUGAAGCAAUCUGAUUGGCUGAGAAGCCUUUCAGAGCUGACUUUUUUUUUUCAUCGGGCCCGCUCUGAAAUGCAACUGCCCGCUGUGAAAUGCAACUGCCUGCUCUGGUUUUCGCGGCAAAAACAGCGAAACAAUUUUUAAACGAAAAAAUCUGCCUAAAACGUUUGGAAAACGUAGCAUUUCAUACUAAGCACGAUGUACACCAGAAUUGACAAUAUUUGGCAUGGAUAGAAAUGCGACUGAAAGUCGGAAAGUUAUUUGGCAUGUAUAAAACUUACGCUGAGAAAACUAGUUUUUUUAAAUGCUCAGUCGCAUAUUCAGACACGUCACCAUAAUUUAUUUCCGGUUGUAGCAAAAACGCCACCCUUCUCAAUAUAUUUAUUAUAGAAUUUAUUCUUAGAGUAUAUCUAUAGUGUCCAGCGGUGGACACGUGACUUUGAGAUGGCGGAAAAAGCUUGCAUGUGGACUUAGUUAAUAUAUUAUAUGCAUGGCAGACUUUGUAGUUACAAGUACACGUUUAGAGAAAUAAAAGAAUAUAAUAAUAUCUAUACGUUUACAUGCACCUAUGUCCAAGCAACAACUCUGGCGUUUUUCUUGUUCAAAACAUUUGAAAACUUGUUAGGAAAAACUAUUGUAAAUCUCACCAUUCCAAGACUCCGUAGCAUAACCACCGAAGAUGAAGUUACCAACUUUUAUUAUGGUCACGGUUGGUUUCUUGUGGUCACAGUUUCCAUGGAAGGUACUGCCCGCCCAUCCAUGCUUGGUUGCACGCCAACACAGCUUCCAAUUAGUGCUACUACUCUCUGUCCACAAAGUUAAGUUUUUCCGAAAGUCGACUGGUUCUCCAGAUAAUAUGACGGAGUCGACAGAAGGCGUCAGGGCUAAAUGAGAACAAGAAACAUGAUGAAAUUCUAAUGACCAACACAUUGUCCCCUAGCCAACGACGCGGAGCGCCGUUCCGGGCGUAUAAGCCCGGGGCGAGGAUACUAAAUCCGCUCUGCUAUUUACACCCGGGGAAAAGAAAGCAUUAGGAAGAAAAGGAAAGCAUUGUGAAGUUCAUGAAACAUCGCGGGCGUCUGGCUAUGAUCCAAGGGUGAACCUCCCACUGAUCUCAAAAAUAUGGUGGACUAUCAUGGAAAUGGCGAAGACUGAUUGGUCAAAUUUAAAUUUCACUUCAUGACUACUGCAUUUACGACAUCAUGAUAACAGACGACACUAUUUGAAAAUUAAUAUAUCUGCUUUUUAAAAGAUUCACCAAAGUCUUUUAUACGGGUUCUUUUGACAAAAUGAAAAACCAUUAAACAAAUAAAAUAUUAAAGAAAAGUUAUGGAACCAAGUGAAAACCAACAAGAAGACGGGGAAAACGCCGAAAGACUUGCUAAAAGAAGAGAGUGAAGACACUGACGUUUGCUACAAGAGACUGAAAAACUUUAUUCACAAACCCGAAAAGUCAUUAAUGAGACAUGCAGCCAAACAGUUUAUUUCUUUAACAAUGGGGCAAUAGAUUGCUGGAAAUUGUAAAACCCAAUGAAGGUCAAACUCAAACUUUAUCGAUAAAAGGUAGUUUAGUUUUAAGAACAUUUUAAAGCGUUUGUGGUUGAGUUUUAUAUUAAAUUGAAGCUUAUAUUACGUAUAAUAACGUAAAUAAAUAACAUAUCAUACGAAAACGCUAAGAAGCACUUCGUACAGAGGUAUGGACAAAAUUUGAUUGAAAUUUGUACAUAUUUAGCACCAAAACGACAAAUUUAAGAUUGAAAAUGUUAAAGGUAGGGUACAGUCCGUAUGUAAACAAAGCCUUUGUUCAGUACAUUUCGUUAUACAAAAUAUUGAAUUUUAUUCGACAACUAUUUAUAUUUUCAUGCUUCUACAGUAUAGGCUUUGCAAGAACAUAAAAUGAAAUAAAAACCUAAUUAAUUAAAGUGUUUAUGUCACGGCAGGAGACGCCUAUGUGCGCAUGCGCAGGCCGAACUGUACCAUAUCUUUAGGGUCGGCACGUAGCUCUAGCGCCAGUAAAGAAGAAAGACUCAUAAAUAACGAACGAUAAAACAGUAUGUUUUUACAGAGCAAUUCUUAUUCUCGAAGUGCAGGCAGUCACACGAGUGACUAGCGUUAAAACCAGAAGUUCCGGUGUUUAUGGUAAUGUCAAUAUAUAAUUACUACUGAUGUUAAACAAAAUCAAUAUGUCAUAUAUGGCGUGAUGUCUUCUUCUUAAAUUAGUGUCAACGAAAGAUGACUGUUACUAUAACUGCAAUAUAAACAAUUUACGUAGUACUUUGUUUUCUAAUAUUCAUAAUAAUCUGGAGACUGGCGUGUGCAUUGAGGGCGCUGAGUAGUGGUUGAUAAAGUGCUGUUGUCGGCUGGGGUUGUGAACGUAGACGGAACGUUACUUGUCUGAUAUGGGCAUUCUUCACACUCUUCUUCGUCGGAACUGUCCCUGUCCCGACGAGGAUACGGUGUACUCGACAUUGACUGGUUUGAGACGAUCAAGCAAUCUGUAGUUUUAACUUUAUAUGAUGUAGCACGCAGUUGAUUGCCUGGAAAUUUCUUGAUGACACAACAUGGGUCUUCCACAGAUAUGACCAAGUAUCUACUGCGGGGUUGUGUCUUAUCUCGCUCAGCGACUAAAUAAACUAAGUCCCCGACGUUAAUUGUAAGAGAUGCAGACCCAUUCCUAUUUCGGUUUUUCGAUUUCCCACUAUACGGGUGGUUUUGUUUUCGUUCUAGAUGUUGCUCUUGGAUUACUUUGCGAUCACAUAUGGGAAGUUGAUCAUGAGUGAACUGAACUCGCUGUGUCCACAGCUCGCGAGCCGAAAGUCCUUCACUCCGGAGGCGGGAAUUUAUUCGAGAUGUUGCGAAGGCAAGGGUAACAGUCGAUAUUGGACUACCAUUGGGUGCUUGGUGGAGGAUUUCUUCGAGUUCGGCGAUGGUCUUCUCGGCCACUGGGUUUUUACUAGUGUUUUUAGCGCGUCCGAUCUCUAGGGAUAAGCCGAGGCGUUUAAGGGUUGGGUCGGUUCUCAGUGCAACAAAACCAGGGGCGGGGUCGAUUCUGAUGAUGGCCGGUGGACCUUCCAGGGGGUGCAGCUCGCUGCAUAACUUAGUUAGGGCAUUACAAAGUGUGUUGGCUUUCUCGUCGUGGAUGACAGACGUUGCGGUAAAGGAUGUUGGGGAGUUUACGAUCUGCGACGCGGCCGGCUCAACGACGCGGUCUAAAUUUUAGCUCAAGAAUGAGCGUUAAGCAUUUCGAUUACUGUAAUAAAUAUUUGACUCUUUCAAAUAACCUUAGAAACAGUGCCGGCGCCAGGGCAGGCCCCCCCCCAUUUUUGCCUCCCCCCCUCAAAAAAAAUUAUUAAUCACUAAGAGCGACUAAAGGCUACACAAGCGUUCUGUCGUUAUCGGAAAAUGUAUGGCUUAUAAGUUGUCAUUACUCAUUAGUGAAUGCGCGUAUACAUGAAACUGUUUUUUACAGUUUCAAUAUUAGUUUGUAAAUCUCUGAAUGGUAAAACUUGCCAAUACUUCAAUAAUACGUUUAAAAAAAAAGACAAAAAAGCUUUAGUUUUGCAGAGUUAAAUUCUCAAACGUGUAAGGCAAUAAUAAGAUGAAAGUAUCACGAAAUUAUUUGAAUAAACCACAUCGCAUAUAUGGGGGGCGAAUGUCCUAAAGAGGGGCGAUAUUCCUAGGGUAUUCGCCCCACCCCCCUGGGAGGCGAUAUUGCUAGGAUAUUCGCCCCCGGGGGCGAUAUUCCUAGGAAUAUCGCCACGUUUUGACGGGGGGAAUUUCCUGGGGGGCGACCUUUUUAAAAAUUCUAUCUUGCCCCCCAAAAUUUGAGUUUGCCCCUCAAAUGCCCCCCCAAAUUUGGAAGCCUGGCGCCGCCACUGCUUAGAAAAUGCUACGUUCGGCUAAAGCGAUGCAAUAUUUGCUGUAAUUUCGACUUUUAGUAACACCUCUUGUGUCGCAUUAAGCUUUCGCGUUGCCUGAAAGACGUAAUAAUGCUUUUUUAACGUUGUGUUGAGAAUGACAACGCGGUUGACAAUACUCAUGGGACCACAAAUUAUUGACAGUUUUUGUCUUGCAUGACAAAUUUCUUUGUAAGUUCUUUGUGGGUUUGCAUGGCGAUAAAACACACAAUACUACCGUUUGUGGAAACACCAAAUUUCUUUGUUUUAAAAGCGCGUCGUCGAGGCGGCCGCGUCGUAGAUCGUAAACUCCCUGUUGUUGUUUCGCGAACGACUACGAUAGUUUGUUUACACCGCUUAAGGACAUCUGCAGCAAAUGAAACUCCAACGACCUUGGGUGGUUCUUCCGUGCUAUGCUGUACAACUUGAGAUAGGAGCUUUUUCAGAGAGGCGCACGUGUGUCACGUGUCACUCACACGAGCGAUGGCAGCUUGCAUGUAAAGUGCGAAGAAGUUGCGUCUCAUCACCAGUUGGAGUUGGUGUUUUGACGGGUGGUCGAGUUUGAUAUGUAAGGCUGUUACAAGACCGUUAAGUACGGAAGUACGGAGCGUGGUACUACGAUAAACUCCGUGGAGGGUGAUGAAGGGUCGGUUCUACGAACCACUAAUAAACCAUCUUUGGCAAUGGACAGGGAAUUUAGGUAACGUUUAACAUCCUUUACAUUUGUUAAUUUCUUAAAGGGACGUGUUCCUUAUUUCAGGUGAGCAUGUGUUCUGCGUAGGUCGGGACACUCGGAUUGUAUUUGGAUCCAGGCAGAUCGGGUUGUAGAAGGUAAGCGGGGGAGGUGGUGUACGUCUUGGACGGAGGUGGACCGAACUACGGAAUCUUCUGUGGUUGAAAUGAAGUUACAAAUUUGGCAUUUCAGUUCAUUGCACUCUGGUGCGAUUCGACUGGCGAAAUCCGAAGGAACGUUCGCUGAGCCACCGAGGUGUUGUAUGUCCGCUUGGUACCUGCUGACGAUGGAUAAAAAUGACGUAACGCGAGGGCUCGCUGAAAAUUCACCUUGACGCAGUUUAUCGAUGGCUUGAUCAUGAACACAUGGCUUGCUAUCUGUGAGGAUACAAGCGGGGUGAUGUGAUUGGAUUAUGAAAGGGCUAAAGUGUUUCACGGCGGCAGCGAUGCUUAAUGCUUCAAUCUCACAUGGCAGCCAGUUCACCUGAUGCUUUUUUAACUUGGCACUGAAAAAUCCUGCGAGCAGGAGGGUUUGAUGACGUGAUACGUAAAGGGUAGUUCCGAUUCCUCUUUUGGUUACAGAGCCAUCGGUUACUAUCCAUAGUUUGUCGGAUGGUUUGGGAAGGGUAAUAGAUUUGUUAUUCGCCAGGGAGGAUUGAGCGAACUUGAAUUGUUGGGACAGAGUAUCUAACCACGUGAUCUUGUCACAUGAUUGUUGUCCUGCGAUGGCACUUUCUAAUGGUGCAAUGAUAUGUGCGCACUGUGGUAAAACACGUCCGACAACUUUGUAGGCUCCUAUGAAAGACCGAAGACCCCGUACCGUAUCGGGAGGCGGAUACGAUGACAUUGUAGCAAUUCUGUGUGUGCUUGCGGAUAGGCAUCCCUGUGUCCAAAUCCAGCCUAAGAUGGUGGUACUGCGUGGGCAAAUAAUGGUUUUGGAUGGAGAAAGCUUGAUAUUGCACUUUUGGAGGGCGUCUUGGAUCCUUUUCCAGUUGAUGAGCAGUUCCUUCCGUACUGGGGGAGUCUGCCUUUGCGUUGUGGCGGUUGUACUGGGCCCAUAUUUACGACAGCUUCAAAGGGACCGGCAGCACCGUUGUGUCCAGAGAUAUUUUUAUAAAAAACAUCGUCAUAUUCUUUAACUAACCGGCUGAAUUCGGAGUGCAUGCUCUUUGAUAGGAUAUAGGAUAGAAUCGGUGUCUAGCUGGACAGAUAAGGAAUGUUCAUGGGGUUUAGGAGAGGAGGGUGCUACUAGGGUGCUGAUGCUAGAUUUGGGAACGUUGGGAUGUACAUAUGGGAUGUAGGUUGGUAGGACCUGACACAGAUGGUCAUGACGAGGGAUACGUUUAGGGUGAGGGGUCUGAUUGGGUAUACGGAUCUUUCUUGCGACUGCCUGCACAAUAUGGGGGCUUGGCCGCUCACAGUCUGACCUGGCACAAUCCUCACGGGAUUCUAGGGCAAGGAUAGAAUCUGGGUCUACGUGAUCGGGAAGGUCUAAUUCAAGGUACUGUCCUGGCCAAAUUACGGUGGAGGAUGAUGGGGCACGAAGGACUGUAGUUUGUGUUCGUCGGACCGAGCCUAUGGUUUCAGCUGGUUGUCUGCAGCCAUAAUAAACGUUCUCGCAUCCUUGAAUGGUGACUUCUUGUUUAGAUGGCCGGAGGGAGGUGUCAUUCGUGAUCAUGAAAGGAGUCCCGUCUAGUACGUCGAUGUCCAAACUAUCAACGACAAGUGCAUCCAACUGCAAAUUAAGGUGGUUACGGGACAAAGUCAAAUGGACUUCUCCGACGACGGCUAGCUGGGUUAUACCAUCUGCUUGGAGGGCUUUCUAAGUAGUCUUCUGUAUAGUAGCUCCAAUUUCAUUGGCAAUGCUGGUCUUUAUCAUACUUGUUUCUGCUCUUGUGUCUAAUGUCAAUAGUAGUGGGUGAUGGGCAUAGAAUGCCCGGAGAUGGGGUGACUGCUUAACACUAACUCGGUUGGUUCGUUAGUUCUUGAUUCGGUAGUUGUGGGAAUCUUGUGAGUCUUCUACUUCGCAAUCAAAUAGCGAGUCCCCCGGUUAUGUGCGGACAACCUGUCUUGAGCGGGAUAGGUACUGCUUGUUUUCGACUUGGAGGUAGGGGCACCUGCUAAGGUAGUGUUGGUGUUGUCGACCUGCUUGUCUACACAAGGGGCAACUUUUAGUUGGGGUUUUAUCUAAAACCGUGGGAGUGCUGUAGGGGUUUGACGGCGACUACUGGAUUGAGGGUGUUUGAGGGAUUGUUGGAAAGCAGUUUGGAGGACUUUGGCAUCGUUGGCGCUGGCAGAGAUAAUUUCGUCGGGGGAGGGAAUCUAGUGUCUGGGAAAUUUCAGGUUUGAGGGACGCGACAGUUUGUGAUCGAAGUUCAGAACCGUAGCGCUGUUUGACUAGGGCCGGUAAAGAAGGAUGGAUAAGGCGUAGCCAUGUCAACACAAUUAUGUUCUCCAUUGUUGGGGAGAUGUCUUGAUCAGCUGUAACGUUUUCACCAUGGUGUCGAAUACCACCAUUAGCUUUAUUAAGCAACUUGUCAUCAAUGAAGCUAACAAGCCUUUGGUAAAGGUCUUCCGGACGCUCGUCAGUUUCUAAGUGAAUGUUAUUAAAGUCUAAGAAAAUGACCACCUGUGAACUGAAACCCGAAGUGAGCUCGAAUUGAUUGCCAAAUAGUGCUCAAAGAUGUCGAGUUUUUGACAAUAGUAUUCUGGGGAAUUACAGGGCAAUAAUUGGCUAUUUGGCCCAAUAUAAGCUCCAGUUGGGCUGCUUUUUGCUCUGCAGUACGACGGCGUGCUACGGGUACAGUAUCGGCAUCAUUUUCGAAACCGCGAAGUGGGGUUGACGGUGAUCUUUCUUAGCCAAGUUACCCCAUCGAUCAGAAAUGGGGCGAAGUUUUGGUCUAACGAUAAUGUAUAUUGUAAAUUUUGACGCCAUGCUUCAAACGAUGUUUUUGUUUCUUGUUUUGUGAGAGACCACUAUUUCUGGGCACGGUUGCUUGCCAUACUAACGAGAAAGACAAUUGACUUACGUUUAGUAUGUGAGGCCUUGCUGUACGAGCUCUUAUUCGUAGAACAGCUGAAAACUGCUUCGCUUUUACCUUGUUUUGGUCCGAGAAACUUUCUUAUGAGCUGUUUAUUAUGAUCUCUGCUGUGUUAGAGAUCGAAGGAUAGGGAAAUAAAUCGCUGCCACCACGCCAGUAAAGAAGAAAGACUCAUAAAUAACGAACGAUAAAACAGUAUGUUUUUACAGAGCAAUUCGUAUUCUCGAAGAAAAGGCAGUCGCCUGAGUGGCUAACGUUAAAACCGGAAGUUCCGAUGUUUAUGGUAAUGUCAAUAUAUAAUUACUGAUGUUAAACAAAAUCAGUAUGCCAUAUAUGGCGUAGGAAGAUGUUCUGUGAUUGGUUGAUUAUGACAAUGACAAAAGAAUAAGCUAUAGAAUGGAUUUUCUAAAGAACCAAGCAAGAACAAUAUUCCUUCUGUUUAUGUAAGCCAAUUACGUCUUUUGUCAUUGUCAUAGUCGACCAGUCACAGAACAUUUUCCUAGAGCUUCGUGUUUACUGUAUCUUUAAGAAAGUUCAUCAAUAAUCGUGGACGCAUGACUAUGGGUUAUCGUGGGUAGGUGGUCGUCCUCACGACUGUCAUGAAUAGCGAACACUGAUUGGUCAAAUUUAAAAUUUGCAUUAUAACGGCUGCACGACGAAAGCGAAUUUGCAAAUAUUUCUAGCAAUAUAUUUAGUAGAGGACCUGUAUAUGAGUUUGUAUGCAUUUCAUUUGGGACAGAUAAGUUCAACUGUUUUAGGGUAUAUUCAGACGAUGGCGGACAACAUGGCAUAUGUGCCAAAACCCGAAUUCGGGACAAAACGUCCCAAAAUGACCACACCCAGAAACGGCGCUUGCAACAUAGCCCAAUCUACUAAAUGAACUUUAAUGAACUUUAAUGUACUUUAUUAUAGGAUUACACAAAUUACUGGUAAACCAGUAUUUUACAUUGUGGUCCAAAAAUAUAUAUAGUUUAAAUUACAAUAUCUACAUAUUUCAAUUAGGAUGUCUGUGUGACCAGAAAAUGAUCACAACUUUCAUUUACUAAAAGUGUUUUAUUAACUAAGUGUUUUUUAAAUUUACCUAACCCACUAAUAUUCAUACUAUCCACAUUAAGUUCAUUCCAGAGACGAACAGCACUAGCAUGAAAACAACGAAGUCCAGAUCUUGUAUGGCAUUUCGGUACAACUAAUUUCAUAUUAGAAGAUGCUCUAGUACAAUAUUCAUGCCGAUUCUUAACAUAACUUACAUAGUUAUCAAAAUACUGUGGACACAUUUUAUUGAUUAUUUUAUACAUCAUGCACAAUUUAUGUACACGAAUAGUGUCAUCUAUGGGAAUCCACUUUAAUGUAUUAAAUAAUGCUACUGAAUUAUCAGAUGGAUUCGCAUCAAGGAUUAAGCGGGCACAACGCUUUUGUAAUCCUAAAAGUCUUAAUAGUUGUUCGUUUGAGCAAUUGCCCCAAACUGUGCAACAAUAUUCCAGUGUUGAUUUAAUCAAUGCAUUAUACAACAUCUUUCUACCAGAAAUAGACAGAUAACCUUUGGCUCUCUUCAAUAGGAAAAAUCGCGAGUUCAAUUUUUUCAUUAAACAGUUAACUUGAUCAUUCCAACUAAGAUAUUUGUCUAAUUUUACACCCAAGAGUUUUUCGUCUUUAACUUCUUCAAUAGGUACUCCAUUUAGGUUAAGUUCCAAAGAAGAUAUAUUUGCGUGUCGCAACUUCUG